Malus domestica (apple) is the source of this 570-nucleotide messenger RNA. The record is from RefSeq and is a predicted model, not a curated record. NCBI's taxonomy places the organism in Eukaryota, Viridiplantae, Streptophyta, Magnoliopsida, Rosales, Rosaceae.
AUGGCUAACUCCAGAGCUUUGAGAUUCAUGGUAGGGAAAUGGAUUCCCCGGUCCUUGAUGGCCGCGAUUUUCGGGAUGAUCAUGUUUUCCAGGUUCACAUAUGGAGAUCAAACGGUGGAUCCUGAGACUGGUUUAAUAUGUAUCAGUGACUGCACUACAUGUCCAGUCAUAUGUUCACCACCUCCUCCUCCUCAACUCGAGCCUUCAGGUCCACCGCCAUCACCUCUACAAUCACCGCCACUAGCAUACCACUCUCCACCUCAAUAUUACUACAUUUCUCCACCUCCCUCGCCACCAAAACAAUCACCUUUGCCACCUCCCUCACCGCCAAAACAAUGCCCCCCAUCAUAUCCUUCGCAAGGCGCUCCUCCUCCUCCUCGGUUUAUGUACUUCUACGGCAUGCCUCCUGCUGGUCCAGUGCCAACAACAGCAACAACAGGAGCAGGAGUGGCGAAUAACAGUUCACAUCCUUACUACUACUUUUACGCCUCCGAGGCUUCUUCUCCUUCUUCUGUUCAUGUCUUUUUUUUGUUCAUCUUGUUAGUUCAGGUUGUGUUUUCUUUUUGGUGA